Messenger RNA from Xylona heveae TC161, 529 nucleotides. RefSeq lists its product as hypothetical. Lineage: Eukaryota; Fungi; Ascomycota; Xylonomycetes; Xylonales; Xylonaceae. The coding region runs from base 1 to 348 and encodes 115 amino acids. The transcript is spliced from 4 exons. The record is from RefSeq and is a predicted model, not a curated record. Gene Ontology annotation, biological process: resolution of meiotic recombination intermediates; replication fork processing. Gene Ontology annotation, molecular function: chromatin binding; protein heterodimerization activity. Gene Ontology annotation, cellular component: FANCM-MHF complex; Fanconi anaemia nuclear complex.
AUGGCAGAGCUAUCCGAGAGCGAAGCACUCGAGCAAAGGCUCAAGUCAGCACUAUGGUACUCCAUUGGCAAGAUUGUGGACGAGGAGUCGUUGAAACUGGACGUAAACGCCACGCCGCAAUUCAUUGGAGCCUUGACAGAGAUGGUUUGGGCACAGAUUGAAACCGUGAGCAAAGAUCUCGAAAGUUUCGCAAAACACGCCGGCCGAACAACCAUAACAACAGACGACGUACUACUUCUCACGCGCCGAAAUGAAGGGCUGGAGAGCUUGAUCCGAUCGUUCGUCGACGGAUUGCGUGGUGCCAGCCAGGGUGGGCGCGGCGGGCAGGGAAAGUCUCGCCGGAGAUAGUAACCAUUACGAAUUCGAUCAGAUUCCCGAAAAAUUUGCGGCGUUCAGGCGUAAUAAUAUCCCAAAAAAGGGUAUCUCAAUUUGUAGCAUCUGAGCGAAUUGAACAUAUAAGAUAUUAUACCAUUUCAUGACUUCAUUUCCUUGGAUAUUACAUGAACUGAUUUGGAGACUAUAAAUACAU